AUGAAGAAAGACAACAGCGCAGGACAGACAGGGGAAAGACCCCCUGGAAAGACGCACAUAGAAAAGUACCAUGCAAACCCAUUUACAAACUCGAAAGAAGAUUACUACAAUGAAAAAAUAUUGCGAAUAAUAUGUUCCAUACUAUUGUGUAAAAAUAUAAAAAGGGUAGAUUGUGUAGUGCUGGAUUUGCUAUUUAAUUUUUUUAUAAAAAUGGUUAAAACGAUUGGAAUGAAUUGCAGGAAGUUCUCUUCCCUGAGGGGAAGUAUUGUUGUGAAUUACAUUGACAUAAAGCAUUGUACCACAUUGGCCUUAAGUAAUUUGUACGAGGAAAUUUACACAACGAGCAAUUUAAAUGACCUCUUUGAAAGCUCCCCAUAUGAGGUUCAAGAAGAAGAAGAGGAGGAUGAUGAGGAUGCUGUUAAAAAAAAAAAUCACAAUUAUAUUAACGUUCUGCAAAAUUCAUACUUAUACUACAAGCAGCUGUGUAUGAAACAGAGGGAAAAGUAUGACUCGAUGGAGAAUUUGGAUGGUAACAAUCCUGUGGACAGUCUGCACAACAUAAUCAACCUGAACUAUCUCAACAUUGGAAACAACUCUUCAUCGAAUGAAAAUGUGAAUGUUUUAUUUUUAAAUGAAAAUAUCGAUAUAGAAAAGUACAAGGAAAUUAUGAAAUUAAAAAAAAAAUAUGUACAUGAUCAUAUGCCCAUUAUUCCACUGUCUCUAAAUCGGAAAGAAAAAAAAACAGGACUUUACAAUGACAAAGCAGAUUAUUACAUGGACUUAUCUUCUUCCUAUAGCUCUUCCGACAAGUUGUCCUUAUCUUCGUCGUCUGAAUCGUCUCAUCCAUCAAGUGAUGAUUCGGAGUUCUUCCACCACAUGAACGAAAGUGGCUGCGAGGGAAAAAAUGUAGAGAGUCACACAAAGGAAGACAUGGGACAGGAGAAAAUGCAGGUGUUAAGCCUCCUGCCAAAGUUGAGGGACAUAUACAUGCAGAACAGAGAACGUACCCUCAAAGAGGGGAACCCGCAGGCCCCCUCAGAGUACUUGUUUAAUUCGUUGAAUAUUUUUGAGCCCCCAGAUGGAGGCGGCCUUUAA
Messenger RNA from Plasmodium fragile, 1095 nucleotides. RefSeq lists its product as uncharacterized. NCBI's taxonomy places the organism in Eukaryota, Apicomplexa, Aconoidasida, Haemosporida, Plasmodiidae. The record is from RefSeq and is a predicted model, not a curated record. Bases 1 to 1095 code for a protein of 364 amino acids. The transcript has a single exon.